AUGAAGCUGGAGUGGAUCGGAGAUGGAUCAAUGGUGAGAAGUGAGAACAGUAAUCGGGGCCCGAACCCGGCGAUCAAGCACGAUCGCACGAGGAAUCGUAAGGUUUGGUUUAAUGGGAUGGUGGCCGGUUAUACAGCUUUUGGCGACAAACGAAAUGACCCGACGAAGUCUGUCGCCUUUGGGAAUGGCGACUGUUUGAACCUAACUGAGUGUAGGAGUGAGGUUCUGGUAAGAGUUUGGGUCAAGAAGAAACACGAGCGUCGGUUCGAUUAG
Molecule: messenger RNA, 273 nt
Organism: Linum tenue
Lineage: Eukaryota; Viridiplantae; Streptophyta; Magnoliopsida; Malpighiales; Linaceae
Source: the annotation of a GenBank genome assembly